Microdochium trichocladiopsis is the source of this 714-nucleotide messenger RNA. RefSeq lists its product as uncharacterized. Lineage: Eukaryota; Fungi; Ascomycota; Sordariomycetes; Xylariales; Microdochiaceae. The transcript has a single exon. The coding region runs from base 1 to 714 and encodes 237 amino acids. The record is from RefSeq and is a predicted model, not a curated record.
AUGGACGCAGUGCCCACUACCACCAAUGGGCCGAGGGCAAUCCCGGCCGCCGCCCUCGUCAGCUCCGUCACGGACUACGUCAAGGAGUACAUGGCCAAGUAUGACGGCUCCCAUGACUACCACCACAUCGAGCGAGUAGUCGGUCUCGCCAGGCACAUCCAAGCCAGCUCGGCCCCUGACAGCCCUGCCGGCAAGAGCGACCUCCACGUCGUCACCCUAAGCGCCCUGCUCCACGAUGUCGGCGACAAGAAGUAUCUCAAGGCCGGCGAGGACCACACCACCAUGGUCGCACACCUCCUCGUCUCCCUCGGCGCAGACGAGACCCUCGCAGACCGUGUGCAGACCAUCUGCCUCGGCGUCAGCUACUCCAGCGAGAUCAAGGACCCGGAGCGGGUGAGGAAGCUCGUCCUGGAGCAUCCCGAGCUCGCCAUCGUCCAGGACGCCGACCGCCUCGACGCCAUUGGCGCCAUUGGCAUUGGCAGGACAUUCACCUUUGGCGGCGCCAAGAGUGCCGGGUCGGCCACAGUCGGCGGCGGCCGGUCCAUGUAUGACACGAUCGAGCACUUCCACGACAAAUUGCUCAAGCUUGAAAACAUGAUGAAGACGGAUGUCGGUCGCCAGCUGGCCAGGGAGAGGACAGUUCGCAUGGAGAAGUUCUUGGACUGGUGGGCCGAUGAGAAGGCCUUUGCGAGCGCCUCCGGUCUGGACGGAUGA